Messenger RNA from Habropoda laboriosa, 891 nucleotides. RefSeq lists its product as uncharacterized. The record is from RefSeq and is a predicted model, not a curated record. The coding region runs from base 1 to 891 and encodes 296 amino acids. Lineage: Eukaryota; Metazoa; Arthropoda; Insecta; Hymenoptera; Apidae. The transcript is spliced from 6 exons. Gene Ontology annotation, cellular component: spliceosomal complex. Gene Ontology annotation, biological process: mRNA splicing, via spliceosome.
AUGACUAGUACGGAAGAAAAUAGAAUACAAUUUAAAAAAAGAUCAAGGAAACCACUAAGGAAACGACAGGCUUCAUCAGAUGAAGAUGACAACGAAAGUGAAGAAGCAUCUGUCAGAGAAAAAGUUGAAGAAAUGAAAAUUAUACAAAAACUUCGCGAGCGUCCGAAAGGAGUAAACGUUGUUGGAUUAGCUCUUGGGGAAAAUGUAACACCUGAUGUAAUGACAUCAGAUCCUUUUAAUGUAAAAACUGGAGGGAUGGUAAAUAUGGCUGCAUUAAAAAAUACAAAAUUAAAACAAAAUGAUGCAUAUGAAACAGGAAUUGGUACACAGUUUAAUGCAGAAACUAAUAAAAGAGACGAAGAUGAGGAAAUGGUAAAAUAUAUUGAAGAAGAAUUAUCAAAGAGGAAAAGUAAAAAUGAAGACAAAACAGAAAAUGGAUCCAAUAGUGAGAAAGGAUCUUAUUGUUCACCAGAAGAAGCAGCUUUGCAAGCAGUACCUGAACAUUUAAGACAAAGUUCUGCACAUAGGAGUGAAGAAAUGCUUUCAAAUCAAAUGUUAUCUGGCAUUCCAGAGGUAGACCUUGGAAUAGAAGCAAAAAUUCGUAAUAUUGAAGCUACAGAAGAAGCUAAGUUAAAAUUGCUGUGGGAUAGACACAGAAAGAAAGAUGGUCCCUCUCAGUUUGUACCAACAAAUAUGGCUGUGAAUUUUGUACAACACAAUAGAUUUAAUAUAGAAGAUACAGAUUUUCAAAAGUCAAAACAAGAUUCUGAUGAUAAAAAACAGAUUGCAGCUCCUCGUGAUGAUUAUAAAGGAAAACGAAAAGAUAAUGGAGAAAAAGCAACUGAUGAUUACCAUUAUGAGAGAUUUAAAAAACAAUUUAGGCGAUUUUAA